AUGGCCAGUAGGAAAAUACUCAUUCUCUACGGAUCAGAGACAGGAAACGCCCAGGAUUAUGCCGAAACUCUAUCUCUAACAUAUCGUUAUCAAGGAUACCAGGCAACGGUAUCGGCAAUGGACGAUCUCCCUGCUAGCGAUCUACUGGAUUAUCAUGUUCUUCUUGUAAUCUGUUCAACAACCGGUCAAGGUGAAAUUCCACGAAACGCACGCCAUUUCUGGCGUUUCCUUUUGAGAAAAUCGUUGCCAGGUGAUCUUCUCAGCCAUAUUCGGUUCAGCACGUUUGGUUUAGGUGACUCUUCCUAUCCACAGUUCAACUGGGCUAUCCGGAAGAUUCAUGCCCGGCUUUUACAACUUGGAGCAAAGGAAUUUUGCGAUCGUGGAGAGUCUGAUGAGCAAUCUUCAGAAGGUUCGGAGGCCUAUUUUGCAGCCUGGACGGAUCUUAUUGCGAAGUCUCUUCCUAAGCUUUUCCCUGGCGAUGAAUCGAGCAUUAAGGAAAAUGUCGAUUUUGCCAAUGCAGAGACAUUGCCUCCUUCGUUCCAUCUAAUUGUCGAAAAGAACAAAUUCAAGCGCCUGACGGACCUGGAUGUCAAGAACAUAGCUCUUUCCAGGGUCGCGGUGUCCGGCUCAUCUCGGUCCGAUCGUAUUCCUUCCCAGUUUGAGGUUGUUUCAGUCGAUAGAAUUACUGCUAGUGAUCAUUUUCAGGAUGUUCGCCGUGUGAUUUUACGCAAGAAAGACCAGACUGGAGGUAAUCUGCGGUUCAGUUCUGGUGACACACUGGCACUUUAUCCCACAAACGAAAAAAGCGAUGUGGAUAAGUUGAUUGAGAUUCAGGGUUGGGAGGAUGUAGCCGAUUACCCGCUGAAAAUUGUCCCUAACCAUGUUGAAGCAAAGCGGUCUUUGAGCAUCCCUGGAGGUGGAUUUGUCAAAAAGUUGACCCUUCGCUCCCUCAUUACACAUCACUUGGAUAUCAUGUCUGUUCCUCGAAGAUCAUUUUUUUUGCAGGCAAGCCAGUUCACAUCCGAUAAAAGAGAGAGGGACAAGCUCAUAGAGUUGACGAGACUCGAGGAAACUCAGCAAUUGUACGAUUACGCAAACAGGCCUCGCAGAUCCAUAUUAGAGACUGUGCAGGAGUUUUUUACAUUGAAAAUUCCGCUAGAUUACCUGUUAGACAUCUUUCCUUUGAUAAAGCCACGUCUUUUCUCGAUUUCCUCCCGCUGCAGACAGGCGGACGAGCCUGACUACAAUUCUCUUGAAUUAACCGUCGGUAUCAUCGAGUACAAGACGAUCAUCCGCCGGAUCAGGCGUGGACUUUGCACUCGGUGGAUUAAGACUCUUAAUUCUGGAGACGUCAUCUUGGGUAGUGUUGAGCAUUCUCGCUCGAAGUUUAGAGACGAUGAUAAAACUCCAAUCAUUUUGGCUUACACAGGUACGGGUGUUGCACCGGUGAAAUGCUUUGUAGAGGAUCAGAUGAAACAGGAAAAGUCUCAGCGCCGUCCGAUGUAUAUAUUCUCGGGAAACAGAUAUCCUGACAAGGAUUUCCUAUAUGGCGAUCUUUGGAAAGAGCUUGAGAAGGAGGGCGCGGCAAAGAUCUUUCCUGCAUUUUCUCGAGAUCCCGAGUACGUGAAGAAAGGACGUCAUUACGUUUUCGAUAGGCUCUAUCAAGAGAAGAAGACGGUUAAUGAUGCAUUAGUGAAGAAACUGGGCGUUUUCUACCUUUGCGGUUCAGCAGGUAAGAUGCCAAUUCAAGUUAGAAUCACCAUGGAGACCAUUUUCGCUGAAGAAAACGGAUGGACAGAUGACCAUGCGAAGAAAUACCUUAUAGAUAUGGAGACAUCUGGAAGGUACAUCCAGGACACUUGGUAA
This is a messenger RNA of Brettanomyces bruxellensis, 1866 nucleotides long. RefSeq lists its product as uncharacterized. Lineage: Eukaryota; Fungi; Ascomycota; Pichiomycetes; Pichiales; Pichiaceae. Bases 1 to 1866 code for a protein of 621 amino acids. The transcript has a single exon. Gene Ontology annotation, molecular function: flavin adenine dinucleotide binding; NADPH-hemoprotein reductase activity; FMN binding. The record is from RefSeq and is a predicted model, not a curated record. Gene Ontology annotation, cellular component: cytosol.